AGGCUCCUCACCAGACUCAAAAGUGGGCCCAAGUCAUCCGGUUCUCACUAUGCCUUGGUUCCCAGGAAGGGAUACAUGACCCCCUCUCCCUCCUAGAAGCAGCUCUGCACUCAGGAGAACGUGCCCCCAUCGGGGGAGGCAGGGCCUGGGAGGAAGGCCACUUUUGCAGACUUUUCCAGGUCCCCAUCUGCUGCACAGAGCUCUGGCUGACGCUAGCCCAAGCCUUUUAGGACGGCCCCUUGACCUGCGAUUCCUUUCUGGAAUUCAUCUUAGGGCCCAGUCAGGGGUGUUUCCAGAGCAGUCUGCAAUAACACAAUGUCUAUGGCAAAGUGUCCUCACAGAGGACUGGGCAGUGAGCCACGGGCCAGCCCUUUGGUGGAUCCCCAGGGGCUGUCAAAGGGGUCCGGGACAGCAGUGACAGCCAGGCCUUAGCUCCUGCCGCCCUUCAAAUGUGCCUGGGUGCGAUGGCAAGCCGCGGCCGGCGGGGCGGGGGGACCUUUUGUUUGUUUGUUAUUAUUUGUAGAGAUGGUGGGGGUCUCACUACGUUUCCCGGGCUGGUCUCGAACUCCUCAGCACAGAAGAACCUCCCGCCUCGGCCUCCCAAAGCGCGGGAUCACAGGCGACAGCCACCACGCCGGCCGGCCGCCAUGUGGAUUUUGUACAGUCUUUCGAUCUUCCAGCGACCAGCAAGUGUAAACAGAGCAGCUCACAUGAGGCAAGAAGUCGCCCAGGAAACGUCCUUUGGGAGGGGCGGGAAGGGCAGCCUGGCGCUCCCAGGAUCCCGUGCGCGGAGGGGGCGAGGCGGGGCGCGACGUCAUCAGCGGGCGCGGAGCCGGAAGUGUUGUGGCCGCCCCCGCCGCGCGUCGCGGAGGCACGUGUGGAGCAUCGGCGGCGGGAGCGUCGCAGGUCCUUGGCACUUGCCAGACAUUAGCACCAUGAGCUUCGUGGCAUACGAGGAGCUGAUCAAGGAGGGUGACACGGCCAUCCUGUCACUGGGCCAUGGUGCAAUGGUGGCAGUGCGUGUGCAGCGUGGGGCACAGACCCAGACCCGGCAUGGUGUCCUGCGACACUCAGUUGACCUUAUCGGCCGCCCCUUCGGCUCCAAGGUGACGUGCGGCCGAGGUGGCUGGGUGUACGUGCUGCACCCCACGCCGGAGCUCUGGACGCUGAACCUGCCGCACCGCACACAGAUCCUCUACUCCACCGACAUCGCCCUCAUCACCAUGAUGUUGGAGCUUCGGCCCGGCUCUGUAGUCUGUGAGUCUGGCACCGGCAGUGGCUCAGUGUCCCACGCCAUCAUCCGCACCAUUGCACCCACGGGCCACCUGCACACGGUGGAGUUCCACCAGCAGCGGGCAGAGAAGGCCCGGGAGGAGUUCCAGGAGCACCGUGUGGGCUGCUGGGUGACUGUGCGCACCCAGGAUGUAUGCCGCAGCGGCUUUGGCGUGAGCCACGUGGCCGACGCCGUCUUCCUGGACAUCCCAUCACCCUGGGAGGCUGUGGGCCAUGCCUGGGAUGCCCUCAAGGUCGAAGGUGGGCGCUUCUGCUCCUUCUCUCCAUGCAUCGAGCAGGUGCAGCGCACGUGCCAGGCGCUGGCGGCAUGUGGCUUCUCGGAGCUGAGCACCUUGGAGGUGCUGCCACAGGUCUACAACGUGCGCACUGUCAGCCUGCCACCGCCUGACCUGGGCGCGGGCACAGAUGGCCCUGCCAGCCCCGACACUGGCCCCUUCCGCAGCGGCACGCCCAUGAAGGAGGCCGUGGGCCACACCGGCUACCUGACCUUCGCCACCAAGACCCCAGGCUAGGGGGCCGCCGCCCAGGGCAUCAGGGAGCUGGGAGCACCGAAGGGCUGGGCAGGGAGGCCAGAGGCACCUUAUAUGGUCAGCGAUGCCUGCCAGACACAGAUGGUGGGGCGGGGCUUGGGGGCCUCCUGGGUGGCCAGAGUGGGACGGCAGGAGGGUUGGCUAUGAUGGAGGAGGAGUGCUGGGGCUGGGCCUCAGCCAUUGCUGUCCAGCCCCGCGGCCCAUCCCAGCUGCUGUUUGUUGCCAAUAUGAAGUCUCCACUGCCACAGGCUCCCCUGGGUGUUGAGGCCAAAGGGUGCAGGUGGGGGAGUCUGACCCCUCCCAGGUGGGCCUAAGCAGGAAGGGGGUGGAGGAGGGAAGGGGCAUUGUCCCCGAGGCCACACUGCAUCUGACCCCUGAGCCCCCACGGCCCUGGCUGCCCCACAGGGCCUGAGACCAUCUCGUGUUUCUCCAGUUCCCGGGCCGAGGCUCCAGCCUGGGCCAGAAGCUAGGGUGAGAUGACCCAGGAUCCCUGCCCUGCCCUCCCCAGUGCUAGGAGACCAGGCCAGCCCAGGAACCAGGGAGGUGACCCUGCUCUCUGGCCUUCAGGCUGAUGUGACAGCACUGGGCUCAGCCCAGGCCUGCGUCCACUCAAGUCCAAGAGGCGGGGCAGCCCCCACCCAGCCUGAGCCCCUUGACACAGGCCAGGCAGCGCUGCGGAGAGGAGCAGCAGAGGGGCUUGUUUGCCACAGGCGACCAGGCACACGUGUCAGGGCUGGCGUGUGAAUGCCAGCCUGUGAGUCCCGGAACUAUGUGGGCACCCCUACCCCUCGCAGAAGCCAGGGGCAUGGAGGAGGUCCCCCCACGGGGACAACAGUGUGGGGGGGUCGGGGAGGUGUGUCCAGGACACCUUCCAGGGACAGUGCCUAUGUGAACACCUCUUAAAGGCUAAGGGGGCAUUUUCCAAAGCGGGGACAGACGGUGGGACGCCCAGGCUGGGGGGCUCUCCUCGCCCGCCCUGGUGUGACAGCCUCAAGGGAGGACCGGUGCCUGUGUCAGCCAUGGGGCCCUUGGAGCUGCCAUUGGUGCCGAGGGGGCCUGGGUUUCAGCCCGUGGAGUCAGUGGCUGUUGGGGCCUUGAGCGCUGUGCUGGCAGCGGCCUGGCCCUGAGUGUCAGUGAUGAGCAAUAAAUGUGCCGUCCCCUCUGUGCUGCAUGACCCCUAGCGGCCAAGGCCACCCCCAGCUGCUGUCCAGGCCAGCCCUGCCUGCGCUCUGCCCCUAGUCCCUGCUCCUGCCUGUCCUGGUUUGGCAUGAUGGGUGCUCCAGACUCCAGGACAAAGGGGCAGAUGUGUGGCCGUCCCCAUCUGGCUGCAGAAAAGGCCACUUGUCCCUGGGGUUGGGGUGGUCCAGGAGUGCUGGGCCUUCCUCCACAGCCUGGGCUGGAAUAUUCAGUGUGGCUGCCUGGGCUGCUGCAUGAGCCCCUGCAGGAAGGGUCCACCCCAGGCCGCCUGGUCCCCGCGAAGUAUCACACUGGGUCACUGGGGGCUGUGGCUUAUGUGGUCGGGGAAUCCUGUGUCCCUGAGAGUUGUUCAGCCCUGCUCCGAGGGCUUGUCCUCCUUCUAGGACGCAAGCCUUCCCUCUGACCUUGUUCCUCACCUGGGGCACAGAGGCGGGGCCCCCGGUCAGGUUCAACAUGGAAGUGGGUGACCCUAAUGCCAGGAGCCUUGGGGUCAGGCUGUGCCUGGGGUGUCAUGAACUGGGUGGCACACACCCCUGAGGUCUCAGUUCCCCAAGCCUGCCCUGCCCCUCCUGGCUACAACAGAGGCCUGCAUGCUGUCUGACAGGUGAACACCAGGAGAUGUUUCUUUUGAGGCGCAGCUCCACGGUUUAUAGGACACGUAAGCCUCAGGCACUGUAGGGUCCCGGUUGUGCCCAUUUUCCAGCCAGGACUGGUAGCCCACGUGGCGGCUCUGGGUGAGUCACCAGGAUCCGCACAUGGAGAGCGGAAUCCACCCUUAGUUGUCACGUGGGACAGUCGCUGUCUCAAUCCUCUCGGCCCUGCUGCUCUGCCCUGCACACAGGCCCCCAUGAGGACCUUGAGCCUCCAGGCAUCCACCCCCACCCACCGUAGAGCUGGGCCUCACCCCACUCCCUCAGGUUGGAUCCUCACCUGGCCUUGAGCCAGCCUUAAACUCCUGUAUGUCCUUCAA
Rhinopithecus roxellana (golden snub-nosed monkey) is the source of this 3990-nucleotide messenger RNA. RefSeq names its product tRNA methyltransferase 61A (gene TRMT61A). The record is from RefSeq and is a predicted model, not a curated record. Gene Ontology annotation, biological process: tRNA methylation. NCBI's taxonomy places the organism in Eukaryota, Metazoa, Chordata, Mammalia, Primates, Cercopithecidae. The transcript is spliced from 4 exons. Gene Ontology annotation, cellular component: tRNA (m1A) methyltransferase complex; nucleus. Bases 450 to 1805 code for a protein of 451 amino acids.